AUGAGGAUGACAAUGGAAGAGAUGAAGAAUGAAGCAGAGACCACUUCUAUGGUUUCCAUGCCACUCUAUGCUGUUAUGUAUCCUGUCUUUAAUGAGGUAACAUGCCUUCUAGUUGAUUUUCUAUGUAUUACAGUGUUUGGGAAGCAGGAGGUUAGAGGAUACCCUAACAUACUGUUUAUACUUGGUAAGCUAACAUUUUCUACCAAGUCUUUACAAACUGCUCUAAUGAGUCCUGCUUUCUAUCUUUCUUUGGCUUGGCUUAUUUCCAUGAAAUCAAUAUCUAUAACCUUAAAUUUUUUGGCCCCAGUUUGUUUCUUAGUUCUGGCAUUCUUUUCAGGACUUAUAUGCUCUCAAGAUACUUCCCAGCAUAUGCAAGUUUCUGAAAUGUAAACUCAGUUGGUUUUAAUUAGUAUCCAGGUUUUAGGCAGCCACAGAGAUGGCAGAAAGUCUUGUACUGUGUUUCUGCAGUUUCACAGAAUUGACCUGUUUUAAAAUGGUAAAAUCCAGAAAUAUUUGCUGAUCCAGGAAGCUGGAACUUUUGUUUUUGUUUAAGUAUGCAAGGGAACAGCCCUUCUCUGGUGUGCAUUUAAGAAAAUCAUAUAUAAAUAUUAAAUUAUCUUUGCAAUUAUUACACACUCCUUGGAAGUAUAAGCAUCUCAUUCUGUCUGUCUAUAAUAAGCUAUGUUCCAGUUGUCACCCUUCAGUCUGUUAAACACAACUGUAAAUCUUUAGGAGUCCUUUUUUGUCUGUCCUAUGAAUGGAUUGUUGAAACGCAUCACUGCAACACCCCUGGCUGUAUGUUAGUCAAAACCUUGGCCUUUAUAGAAAUGGUUCUCCACCAGCUGUCAAAUUCUACCAGAUAACCAGUAAUUUUCAGGUCUUUGCUCCAUUCACAGAACCAUUUUGCCAUGUGAAUAUAGAGAGCAAAAAAUCACCAUGCUAUCUAAUUUUAUGCUUGUAAGUGGCUGUGUGAACCCUUAAUUUUGAGCUGAGAGGCGGUGCCUGCUACUCUUAAACAUAGAAUCAGCUUAAGUGACAGAAAAUUUGGAAGUGGAGUUUCAUAAGGCAAAGUGUUUUUUGUUUUGCAUGUUUUAUAUUAGUAUAACAAUUUACUUUUAACUCCACCUUGCAGCUAGAACGAGUAAAUCUAUCUGCAGCUCAGACACUGAGAGCAGCUUUUAUUAAGGUAAGAAUAAUUAACAUUGUGUGUAUUUGUACAUGAGCUUCCUACAGCAAUGUAAAAAUUGGAUUAACUGCAUACCGGAUUUAGCUACUGGUCUUGUUCUGUCCUGAUCCAUUACUUUUCUUCUCCCUAGGGACCCCAAACAAAUUCCCAUUUCCUGCACUAAUUAGCAUGCAUCUGGUUGAGACAGGCAGAAAGCUAUCUGCUGUUUGGCUAUAGCUCGGAUGUGAAGGAUCUGCUUUGCAUGCUAAAGGUCCUAGUUAAAUUCUGGUAUCUUUGAUAGGAAUUGUGAAUGACCUUUGCAGAGACAUUGAAGAACUUGUAGAGUAGAAGUAUUGGGCUAGAUACCCUGACUUGGUCUAACUUCAUAAGUUAAAUGCCUAUGCCCUAUGGCAUUGGUGAUGUAUUCCAGAUUUGCAGACAGUUAAGGAGAUUCUGCUCCUUUUCUUUGAGUUUGUAAUGCCAGUCUCCCAUUUCAGACCUGGUCCCAUUCAUGCUCUCUCCUCUUCCUGUCAUUUACUGUAUUGUUUCCCUGGUCGCAAAAGGCUUAAAAGGGUUCCCUCACACACUACUUUAAAGGAGAUACAGCAGAGAUAGCCGUGCAGUGCUAACCCUGUUGUUGGCUUUGGUUUUGAGGUCUGAGAAGUGAGUUGGAAUUAGCCCAGCUUUGCUUCCCACCCUUUGGAAAGACUGCUGUGGCAUUCAUUGGGCUGUGUUUCUUAAAGAGCCUAGAAAUGCAGCUGUGAUUAUCCCUUGGUAUCUGUUUUCUUCUUUGGGCUAGAGCACAAAGAAUAUGGUGGGAAGUCCAAUGAGUCUUUCCACUCAUGCUAGUUCCUGGGACAGUUGCUGCUUGAACAAAAGAAAUUAGAAAGCAUGGCUUUAUAUUCUGUGGGGCUGCGACCUUGGCCACUACAGUGGUACCUCGGGUUACAUAUGCUUCAGGUUACAGACUCUGCUAACCCAGACAAUAGUGCUUCAGGUUAAGAACUUUGCUUCAGGAUGAGAACAGAAAUUGUGCUCUGGUGGCGUGGCGGGAGCAGGAGGCCCCAUUAGCUAAAGUGGUGCUUCAGGUUAAGAACAGUUUCAGGUUAAGAACAGACCUCUGGAACAAAUUAAGUACUUAACCCAAGGUACCACUGUAUUUAAAAGAACUGCAAGUGUCUCAAAUAAAAUUAUUUAUAUUUUGUUAUGUGAAAACCAAUCAUGCUUCUAACAUAUGCGUAAAAUGGAAUAUAGUCAUAGUUAAACACUUCAUAUCAAAAUUAUUUGUUACUCAGUAUUGUAAACUUUAAUAAUCAGCAGUGCUCUUUUGCCACAAGCUUUUGGCUUGUUACUUACAGCCUUGUAUUUUGAAUGAGCACAAUUACACUCUUUGUAAAUAAGUUGCACAUUUUUUCUUCUAGUAGAAGUGGGCUUUAUUUAUGGAUAAGAAGUUAUGGUUAAAUUUCUGGCCCUAUAAAAAAAAUACUGCCAAAUUGUAUGGUUUAUGUUCAGAUUGUCCCAUUUCUUGUCUAGGAGUACAGCUUAACUUUGACAGCAUGUAAGCUCAGUGCUUUUUCUUCUACCUUCUGUCACUAAGCGGGCAUGAAUUACUGAAGCAUAACUGCACCAGCUUAAGCAACUUCACUCCCAACAUUUUUUUUGUUUUUGGUAGAGAUAUUACAGCUUCUGAAACGCUUGGUUUCCAGAGACAAGGAACUAAAAUACUUCUUGAUAUGGCAUUAGUAGAAUUUGCUUUGAAAGUACUAUACUCCUUUUUGUGUGCCAUGGUUCAAGAAUAAAUUUUGGCAACUUAGAAGACUCAAGUGUGUAGCUAGGAAAAUUGUAUCUUUAAGCGAAAGAUGUAAAGCACUCUUGUUAACUAGCUAACUUUAGUUUAGGAAGCAGCUGGUUAUGGGGCUUUGUUGACACUCUGAAAUGCUUUAAGAAAAUUCAUCCAGUAGGAAAAGAAGCCGUAUUCUUAUGCUUCAAGGAGGAAGGUUUUAUGUUCGACAUCAGGAACAUGAAUCUAGAAGCUUCAGCAUUUGCACUAUGAAGAUUUCACAAACCCAGUUGGCACUUAGAAAUUUCCCCCUUCAAACACGUACCCUUUUCUCCCAUGCUGCAUUGCAAAUUUCUUUUGAAAGUCCCCUUAAUUUCUUGAAAGGCUUGCCAUGCAACAUGGGAGGCCGCUGUUUAAAGGCAAACAAUAUCAAAAGACACACUGAGCAGACAGAAUUAUCAAUCUGGUUCUUUGGAUUGUGGCCCAUAAGAGUAGAUGAGCAAUGAAUAAGCUAUCUGGGGAGUUUUGGAAUCUUCCUUUAUGGUUGGGCAGGCAUCUUUCUGUUAAGCUGAUGCUACAGAGGUCCUUUGGGCAUCUGCAUCUAGCACCGGGGUGGGGGGCUGCUGGUUCAGGAAGCAAUGACUUGCAUGCUGCAGUUUGGCUUGUAUGAGAGCUACUUCACAAGCACAUUUUAAUAAUGAUAAUAAUGCCUUUAUUGUCAAUGUACAACCUGUGUACAAUGAAAUUAACCAAGACUCCCUCUCCCCCCCCCCCAACACUCAAUCUCAUUGCACUCUGUGUGCUUGUUGCACAACACACCAACCCUGAAAGUCAGUUGCACUAUAUUAUUUUCCGUUCAGCAGCCUAACAGCCCACGGAUAGAAACUGUUUUUUAGCCUGUUGGUACGACUGAUUAAACUUCUAUAUCUCCUGCCCGAAGGUAGAAGAUUAAAGAGGUGCUGGCCGGAGUGUGAAUCGUCCCUGAUUUUGCACACCACUAAAGCCAACAAAUUCUUUUUGAACUGGUGGGGCCUCCCCAGUGUAAAAGGGAAAACGGCACUUGGUGAUGUCUCCUUAGCGGUCCUCUUUUGGUGAUGCAGGAGAUGGUGUCCCAUUCCUUUAGCCUGAUGGACUGGGUUAGGGAGGGACUGAAGAUCAAUACAGUAUUUGUGGCCUAGGAUAGCCUGUCUCUGGCCUGGGAUUUGGAGUUUACCUUUAGAUUCUGUUCUGAGAAACAAGCAUGUGAAGUGGGAGUGCAGAUUUCCUUGUUUAUAAUUGAGAGGAAUUUGGGCACAGGUGUGUGGAGCAGAAAGUAUCAAUCUUACUUCAUAGUUUGUAUAGUCAUUACUGUGGUGGUUGACUGUUACUACUUCAUGUUAUAUCCUCUGUAAAAAGCUAAAAAAUAAAUAGUGUAAAAGCACUCUGAGGAAAGUGUAAGACAUGGGAUGUAGGAAAUGUGAGGUUUUGCAGUUCCUUUUUACCCUCUGCGGAGUUCAUUAUCUCCUGUUACUGUUACAAGAUAUGCACAUUGCUAGCUGUUGAAAAAGUUAUUCUGGUGUAUCUAAAGAUAAGAGCUAUGAAGAUAAGUUGAACGAACCUAAUUCUGUGCAGCCUAUAAUGUUGUAGGGACUUAAAUGUAAUCAUGUAAAUAAGUCUGUCCCUUAAUUUUAGUUGGGUUAAAAAGAAGAAGAAAGGUUGUUAUAGUGCAUAGAAAUAAAUGUUGCACAGAAAUAAAUGAAAUGGCUUACUGGGCAAAGUUACAAAUGAAAAAUGUUGAUGCAGUCCAAGAAAUAUAGGUCUUGCUUUCAGGGAGAAAAUGGUGGUGCAGAACUGGAUGUUUAUUAUGAUGCAGUGCUGCUUGGUUAGCUUUUAAAAACAUAAUUUUGAAUUUAGAACCCGUAGUGAUUCUUGGUUAUCUUUUACUGCGUGCAAAUUGACUGUUGGUGUACUAAAUAAAUAAAACUUAUUUGAAAUGCAGGCUGAGAAGGAAAAUCCAGGUCUCACACAAGAUAUCAUCAUAAAAAUUUUGGAGAAAAAAAGUGUUGAAGUUAACUUUACCGAGUCUCUCCUGCGCAUGGCAGCUGACGAUGUAGAAGGUAUUUCUGCUAAACUGUGAUUGUGCUGAUUGAAACUACUCUAUCAUGAAAUGUGUUUUUUAUUUUUUAAAAAAGAGAUGAAAAAUAAUUGUGAGUUCAACAGAAGUGCAGUUUGAAUGCAAAUCCAGGACUUUGUUCUGUUUACUGGCUCUGAAAUACCCCUCAUACACCUAGAGCACCAUUUGCUUAUCCUGCUUUCGCAUGUCCCUCAAGCAUCCUUCAGGCAGUCAGGCGCAUGUCUUAGGACUUCAGUUCAUUGUCUUACACUGAAGAUGGAAAACCGGGUGGGUUCAUAGUUUAUUUCUUGCCCACCAUGUGCAUUGUGCAUUUGGUACUGGUGUGGUUUUUGGGGAGACCCAGGCUCAAAUCCCCACUGAAAAAGAAAACUAAUCUUAUUGCAGUAAGUAACCAAUUUCUUUCUCUCUCUCACCCCCUCCAGAGUAUAUGAUUGAAAGGCCAGAGCCAGAAUUCCAAGACUUAAAUGAAAAGGCACGAGCACUUAAACAGAUUCUCAGUAAGAUUCCAGAUGAAAUCAAUGACAGAGUGAGGUUUCUUCAGACAAUCAAGUAAGUGCUCCUGUCUAAACUAGUUUGCUGAUCCAAGCAGAAGACUUUCCUUAAACCUAUCUUUUAUGCUGGUCUCUCCCCCCCCCCCCUUUGUAUCUUUUGCUUACAGUUUAUAUGUAGUGUAGCAUGUAGUGUUUUUAAAUUAUGGUUUUUAUCAUUUUAGCGUACGGUGCUUGUGAAUUCUUGCUUCAAAAUUAAAUUUUCUUUCUGUCUGCUGUUCAAGCUGUGGAUAGACUUUAGCCGCUGCAAUGCUAAUAGUGGCUACAGCAGCUUAACCAGCAUCUGUUACUUGGCAAUGUACAGCAAUGCCAAUUUUGCCCAGUUUGCCGUAAUAAACUCUUACUUAUAAUAGUACUUUAAGCAUUCCAUCAGAUUCCUCUAACCUUAAGGGAACCAUGUGCCAGUUUGCAUUAUAGCUUUACCAAGUUUUUAAAAAUUUGUUAAAGUCUUUAGGGUAAAGAGGCUGUCACAGUGUCUACCUAAAGAGUAGCUAUGAUGGGCACUAGAAGCAACUGACUUCCAAUGGUGCCAAGACCCAUAUGUGCAGCUGUUUUUAUUUAUUUAAUCAGUUUAUAUUCUGCCCUUCCUCCCAAAAGAGCCCACAGUGGCAAACAACAAGUGAUAAUAAAACAUCUCAGAAACAGUUCCAAUGCAGAUGAAAAACUGGGAAAGAUCUCUACUUAAAAGGCUGCUGGGAAGAGGAAGGUCUUCAGUAGGCACUGAAAACACAACAUAAUAUUUAAAGGGAGGGGAUUCCAAAGGGUAGGUGUCAGAACUCUGAAUAAGAUGGUUUCUGCAGAGCAUAGUGAUUGAUGAAAUGAUAUUUCAGGUAUCCUGGUCCAAGCUGUAUGGGGUUUGAUAUGUUAAAACCAGUGCCUUGAAGUUAGCCUGGUAGCCAAGUGACAGCCAAUGCAGCUAUUUACUGCAGGAUAAUGUGUUGGCAAUCUCCUGCCCCAGAGAGCCGUAGACCUGCCACAUUUUGUACCACCUGCGGCUUUUGGACCAACUUUAAGGGCAGCCCCACAUAGAGCAUGUUGUAGACAUCCAGCCUGGAGGUUACCAGCACAUGGGUGACAGUGGUCAAGCUAUUGUGGUCCAGAAUGAUCAUAACUGUAUUUAUCAGCCGGUAAAAGGCAGUCCUGGGAUGCAGGUGGCGCUGUAGGUUAAACCACAGAGCCUAGGACUUGCUGAUCAGAAGGUUGGUGGUUCGAAUCCCCGUGAUGGGGUGAGCUCCCGUUGCUUGCCCAGCUCCUGCCAACCUAGCAGUUCGAAAACACAUCAAAGUGCAAGUAGAUAAAUAGGUACCACUCUGGCGGGAAGGUAAACGGCAUUUCCGUGCACUGCCCUGGUUUGCCAGAAGUGGCUUAGUCAUGCUGGCCACAUGACCCAGAAGCUGUACGCCGGCUCCAUUGGCCGGUAAAGCGAGAUGAGCACCGCAACCCCAGAGUCGGUCACGACUGGACCUAAUGGUCAGGGGUCCCUUUACCUUUACCUUUAAAAGGCAGUCCUAGUCAGUGAGGUCACCUGGGCCUGUAGAAUAAAGGUGGAUCCAGGAGCAUCCCCAGACUACAGACCUGGUUUUUCAAGGGGAGUAAAACCCCAUCGAAUACAGGUCACUGACCCAAAUGUCUGUCUUGCCAGAAUUUAGAGAAAAUUUGGACCUCUCAUCUAGGCAUUGGUCCAGAGCUUGCAUGGCCUCUCAAUUUAUAUGUGCCCUGUGACAUGGCAUAUUUAAAAAUGCUCCCGUGUUUAUAACUUUAAAACCCUAUAGACUAUAACUUUAAAACCCUUUCUGCAUUGCAGUGAUGAGAACGUAAAAGACCACAAUCCAUGAGAGAGUUAAGCUUGCACGUUCAUUUGAAUCAUUUGAUUGGAGCCAUUUUUUUAAAAAAAACUUGAAAUUAGUUUUGAGACUCAUUUGGUGUAAUUAACUUCUGUAUAAGGUGAUACAUGAUUCCUUUGAAUAGUUACGCUAAAGGCACUUUGCCUAUCCACAGGGCAGCAAAAUUGAGCUCUCCACAGAUUGAGUAGGAGGGGGUUCUGCAUACCUAGGGAGAGCUCCCAGAUAGGCAGAAAAAAUGUACAAAAAACCAUGUGCAUGGUGCUGUAGCAGGUGGACUGAGAGCACAUAUUUUCUUAUCCCAGUAGCACUCCUUUACUUAUUCAAGAAUAUUUGAAGUAGUUAAGCCCCCCUCUCCCCAUACAUUUAAAAUACUUCUCCCCUUGAGAAGCAUUUGUUAGGAUCAGAGAGAAAGCACUUCCACAAAUCUUAAUUAAUCCCUCCAGCUCCCAUUAAGGUUCAUCCUCUUAACCCAACUUUCCCACAAUCUCUUCCUUAUGCUGAAGUCACCAGCUGCAAGCAUGACUGGUGUGACAUAACUAAUUUUUUUUUUUGGUGGGGGGUUAUUGAACAGCUUGCUGCCCACAGAAUCCCAAACCUAAAAAAUGGGAAAGUGUAUCCCAGUUGUGCAGUAAUACACAUAGAAGACCUGCUACCCGACUUCAGUUGCCAAAUUAUAAUCCCAACUCUUUUGUGCCUUUGGGUUUAACGUGGCAGUUUGAUAGGCAUUUUUGAAGAUGAACUGCAAGGAAGCUGAAGUAGACCUGAAUAUGCUCAGUUACUCCAAACAUCUUAAUGUCACAUUUGCUGCCUUGGGUGUAGAUGCUUGUCUGAACCCUUCUCAGGCUAUGAUUUUAAUUUCACAUGUGACUUUGGGGAGGAUUCUGUGGCUUUGGUUGUAAUUGUGAAAACCUGAGAGUUGUCCACAGAUCAUAGUGUUAACUGUCUUUUCUCUCUCCUGACCUCUAUUAGCCCCAGCGCAAGGCUGUUUAGUCUUGUUGUAGAGUGACCUUAAAUUCUGCCAAGUUAGAACAAGAUGAAAUUGUAUCCAUUAAUUCUGAGAGGGGCUACUGCCAUCAAAUUGCUUUCAAUGAUACUUGCUGUGACAGUUUUCUUCCAGGUGGUUUAACUUUAUUUAAAUGCCUAGAGACUUAGGUAGGACAAGAUAACAGCCUCAAUUCAUGAGAUCAGUGCUCACAAAAUAUUUUAAGGUGAAUCAUGUGUCACUUUUUCAUAUCUGUUCAUUUUAUUCAUAGUAUAUAUUCAGAGUUCCUCUGAAGGGAGGGUAUCAUUCUGAAGAUAGUCCAGAGCUCCUGCUGUGUAACUCUGUUGUGUCGAGUUCUAAAUCCAGCAGAUGCUACCUUUCCACAUAGGAAGGCUUGCAUUAAACCUAAUUUGGACUUUGAAAUGCUAUAUAAUCUAAUUAGUUCUUGGUGUUCACUCUUGCUGUGCCAUAUCUAAAACUCAUUCUGUAAGACAGCAAAUCCUUUAGAAAUACAUGUCAGACAUAAUUUUGGAAGUGCUUAAAAUUCUGCAUUGAGUUAGUCUAAUUUUAAAAGAUGUUGCAAUUAUCUUUUCAUUGCCAAAUAGGGACAUCGCCAGUGCAAUAAAGGAACUUCUUGACACAGUAAAUAAUGUCUUCAAGAAAUAUCAAUACCAGAACCGGAGGGUAUGUGAAUUAAAUUCUGCUAUGUUGGUUUGUCAGAAAUAUAAACAUAUUAACUAUAAAUAUUAAAGGAUCCGCAGUUUAUAAUACUUGGAUGGUGGGAAUUGUAAAUCAUUUCAACAACCACUGGCAGUUAAGACAAAUAAACUUGCAGAGGAAGAAGCAAACAGAAUGAAAACCAAUCUUCUGUCACUAAGUUACUAGUUUUUCCUACUGCCUGGUUUUUAGUAUUUGUGGAUUUUUUGUCUGCAGUGGCUACAUUUAAGGCUUAGUAUAAUUUUCUAAUAUGCUCUGUAUGAAUUUUAUUGCUGUAAACAAACAUUCCCAGAAGCAUUUAAAGAAGUGCUGUUAGUCGUUUCAUUUCUUAAACAGAAUUUUGCUAUCACAGCACUUAUGCUUAUUUUCUUCUGCUUAUCUUUUUAAUCAGUGUCCAGUGGCUAAUAAAAAUGGUUUAUGAAGGUUGAGGCUUUGAUUGAAUGACUCUUUGCAUAUGUAUAUUUCAGGCACUUGAGCACCAAAAGAAAGAGUUUGUAAAAUACUCUAAAAGUUUCAGCGACACUUUGAAAACCUAUUUUAAAGAUGGAAAGUAAGUAUGCUUGGGGGUUUUUUUCUUUUCGUUUUUCGAAUUGGUGAAUUUGUUAUGUCUUGCCUGUCAUUUUCUUUCUAAAUAUUUAUUUAAAAUAUUUUGUAACAGCAAUGAGUAUUGUUUGCACUGAUUAGUGUCUUAAGCACUUCUUCACUUUCUGCUAACAGACUUCAACAAAUGUUCAAAAAUAGAUUGGCCUGUUGCUAUAGAGAUUGCCAUGUUUUCAGUCUUAACAUUAACUUUUCUUGGGAAUCAGGGAUUUUUUAAAAAUACUGAAACCUUUCAUGGCUUAUAUUGAGAUGGCCGCAAACCUGAUGGGUUCAAAACAGGAAAAAUAAUCCAAGCAUGUUUUCUUCUGCCCUUCCAACACUGUCCAGCAUUCCCCAACUAAAAUUAACACAUUUAAUGCUGCUGUGACAGAUUGUUUGGGGAGGGGGAAUAAGGAAUGGAAAGUCUCCUAAAAGUAGUUAUCAUAUAUGGUCAAGUUAAUGGCCAUUUUAGGGAUGAGGAAACUGGUCCUCCAGAGGUUGUUGGACUCCAACUCCCAUCAGACUCAGCCAGCAUGGCUGAUGUUCAGAGAUUAUGGAAGUUGUGACCUUCUAGAUAUCUUUCCUUAUAAGCCAGGAUAGCUGAAAUGGAGUAUCCAACUAUGGAAGUGAUAUAUCCCAAAGGAACACAUACUGGGAGCAAAUGGUGGAAGGACGUCCCUGGUCAGUAAUCAAGAGGCCUUUAUGCUUUGUCCAGGACAUUAUGUAUCUUGAGUACCAGUGGCUAAGGAACAACUUUGAGAGGGGACAAGAGGACUCUGAGAGUUGGCCACUGUGGGAAACAGCAUGCUGAACUACAUAAGCACUUGGUCUGGUCUUUGUGCCACAGUUUCCCAACUGAUCAGUUCCUUCUUGCAGUUGGCACUUAACAUAUGCCAUUGCAGGAGUGCAUGCAUUUUCACUGCUCCUUAGUGGUGUACUGCACAUGAGGGAAAGCAUGUGCAACAUGACUAGCUACAGCAGCCAGUGAUGGAAGUUAUCAAACAGCGAUUUUAGCUCUGGGUAGUGAGGAGGAAAAGAACCCAUCUGUUCCUUGACCUGGUUCAUAGUAGUUGGAGUUAAAUGGACAAUUCUGAUAUACACAAACUCCUCCAGUCUUUGGCAUUGUACAGUGCUCAGUUUAUUUAAAGUUUAUACUACUGUAUGGUAUUAUUCUGGUUUGUUAAACACUGGGCAGCCCAGGAAUUCAUUAGUUAGUAAGAGUGAAACUAACACAUGCUGUGACUGGGUAUAAUUUGCAAACAAGAAGUGAAAUUGAUUUAGCUGAGGAUGAAGAAGAAGAAGAGGGAAAAAAGGUCACUUUUACUAACCAAACAACACUCACAUUUGAGUUUUAUGGCCUUCACUAACUUAAUUCAUUCUAGCGUUAUAGCAUAAAAGCUGAGUUGUCUGGGGUUGCGAGUGUAUGUAGGUCAUUGGAUUUUACUGCUAUGGUCUUAUCAAAUUUUUAUUUUUCACGUUUGCUGCUUGUGGGGUACUCUGCUUUUGAAAAGAAGUUAACAACAUCCCUGACAAUGUGCCAGCAUUUGGGUGCUGCCAAAAGUAAUUAUUUGAAUCCUGGCCAAUGUGUGUAACACUGGUUGGUGGGGGGAAUAUAAUUGUGUACAGUGCUCCCAUGGCUCUUACAUGGGGCUUCCCUUGAAGAUGGCGUGGAAGUGUCAAUGUAGAAUUGUUCUGCUCACCUUCUAACACCAUAGGAUUAGCACACUGAGCCAAUUUUGUGCUAUUUACUGUUUCCAGGCCCAAUUCACUGGGCAGUGUUCGACCUAUAAGGCCCUUUGUUGCCUACAGACCACCUACUCAAGGGACUGCCGCCUCUUAUAUUGCCCCAUAUAAUAGUUGGGGUUGGCUAAUCAAGCAGUUUUUGCAAGAGUGGCGAUAGUAAAAUAAUAAGGCUUUUACUGCCUUGGCCGCACGACCUUUGAAUGACUUGCCUCUAGAGAUGAAGAGCAGUCCCUUUUUGUGAUUUUCCACAAGAGCUGUAAGACCUUUUUGGCAGGCAUUUGGUUGAUUUGGGCUGCAAUCUUAUAUCUACUUACCUAGGAAUAAGGCCCAUGUAUUAUCAUAUACGCUACUGGGCCAGGUUCAAUGCUCUUACGUUAAUUUACAAGGCCUUUAACAAGUUGGAUCCAGGAUGUCUCAAGGGCCACCUGAUUUGUUAUUUCCCUAGCCAAUAACUGAAGUUUGGGGUAGGAGAGUCACUGUUAGUGGUCUGCCGUGGCUCAGAUGCAUGACUUGUAUCCAGCAGGAACUGUGUGUUCAGUAUUGUGUGCACAAUUUUAUGGAGCACUCUUCCAUUUGCGCUCAGAUGGUUCCCUUCUCUGUUGAACUUCCAAUACUUUUUGGAGUCUCCCCCCCCCCCCACAGGCAUUUUAACAGAAUUCCAGAAUUCUGAUUUAAACUUUCAACUUGUCUCAACUUCAAAAAAAAAAGAAAAAAAAAGGAUUCAGCUACUUUUACAUUGCUUAGAGAAAAUUGAAAUUGAGCAGUGUAUAGAUUAAUGAAAUAAAUAAAGACAUUCACCGCAAAGGGACUUACUCGUCAGUACAGAGUUGAGGGGUUAGUUGCUCAGUGUAUUUUGAACUGUUCCUAUAAUUCUCUUCUUUAUUUUAUCAUGGGUUUUUUAAAUGAGGUACAUCACUUUAAACAUCUGGAAAAGUAGCUUAAUAAUGCUUUAGAAGUUACACUUUUAAGAAACAAAAAUGAAGCAUAAAUGUGUCAACUUUGCAACAGGAUUUAAGAUGGGUAAGACCACCUUACUUUCUUUGCUCACACUGGUAACAAGAAAGAUGUGUUCCUCAUUGUGUCCUUUAUUGAAGAAAUCUUAUGCAAGAAUAUGUGAACGAGUUCCUUAUUUCAGAAUUUGAGGUGAGAGAUGUGCUAAUAUGUGGAAUGUUUUGUGCAAAUUAAGUAUUUUUGUAUGUCAUUCAUUCAGUUGGUUGGAGAGAAAUCUGUAGGGAGAGAAACUAAUUAUUGGGCACUUCAAACAAACAAACAACCUAAUUAGUUCAAGUUAUCAGUCCAAGUGCUGCUCCUCUCUAGCACUGAAUGAUCAAUUGAUCAGCAUUCUUGCUUGGAGUUGUAAGUGCUGAAAAAUAAGCAGCGUUGAAAUCGACACUAGUGCCAUUCCACUUGAAUAACUUUUGAAAUGUAUUCUACCUGAUGGCUUCAGGUCUCCAUUCUGCUGCUGAAAUGUGUUUUGUUUCUUACAACAGGGCAAUAAAUGUGUUCAUAAGUGCCAACCGACUAAUUCAUCAAACCAACUUGAUACUCCAGACCUUCAAAACUGUGGCCUGA
Molecule: messenger RNA, 13043 nt
Organism: Podarcis lilfordi (Lilford's wall lizard)
Lineage: Eukaryota; Metazoa; Chordata; Lepidosauria; Squamata; Lacertidae
Source: the annotation of a GenBank genome assembly